CCAGUGAGAGGCACACAGAAAUCCUGCUGGACCACAUUAUGGAGUGGAGCAGGGAGGUGGUGAUGUGCAACCAGAACGCAAGCUGAGCAGAUUUUCAACAGGUGGUUGUGGUUAAAGAAGAAGCUUCAGAAGAACAGAGUGCUCAUGUCAACCACCAGCACCUAGAUUUUCUCCACAAAAAGGAGGAACAGGAGAAACUCUUGUCUAGUAUGGAGGGAGAGCAUCUCCAUUUGAAUAAGGAGACUGAUGCUGCCAGUUUUCAAUCCUUUAGCCAUAAAACACAUUUAAACAAACACACGAGAGUCCACACAAAGCAGAAACAUUUUGCCUGUGAGCACUCUGGACAAUGGUUUCACCAAAAGACUAAUUUAACCACACACAUAAGAGUCCACACGGGACAGAAGCCUUUUGCUUGUGAGCUCUGUGGAACAAGAUUUAGCCAAAAGACAAAUUUAAACAGACACAUGAAAGUCCACACAGGAGAGAAGCCUUUUGCCUGUGAGCUCUGUGGAAAAAGAUUUAGCCAAAAGACAAAAUUAAACAGUCACAUGAGGGUCCACACAGGAGAGAAGCCUUUUGCCUGUGAACUCUGUGGAAAAAGAUUUAGCCAAAAGACACAAUUAAACAGUCACAUGAGAGUCCACACAGGACAGAAGCCUUUUGCUUGUGAGCUCUGUGGAAUGAGAUUUAGUGAAAAGGGAAGUUUAAACAAACACAUGAGUGUCCACACAGGACAGAAGCCUUUUGCUUGUGAGCUCUGUGGAACGAGAUUUAGCCAAAAGACACAUUUAAACAGUCACAUGAACGUCCAUACAGGAGAGAAGCCUUUUGCUUGUGAGCUCUGUGGAACGAGAUUUAGCCAAAAGACAACUUUAAACAGUCACAUGAGAGUCCACACAGGACAGAAGCCCUUUCCUUGUGAGCUUUGUGGGAAUAGAUUUAGUGAAAAAGGAAGUUUAAACAAACACAUGAGUGUCCACACAGGACAGAAGCCUUUUGCUUGUGAGCUCUGUGGAACGAGAUUUAGCCAAAAGACAAAUUUAAACAGACACAUGAAAGUCCAUACAGGAGAGAAACCUUUUGCCUGUGAGCUCUGUGGAAAAAGAUUUAGCGGAAAGACACAAUUAAACAGUCACAUGACUGUCCACACAGGAGAGAAGCCCUAUCCUUGUGAGCUCUGUGGAACGAGAUUUAGCCAUAAGACAACUUUAAACACACACAUGAAAGUCCACAAAGGACAGAAGCCUUUUGCCUGUGAGCUCUGUGGAAAAAAAUUUAUCCGAAAGACACAAUUAAACAGUCACAUGAGAGUCCACACAGGAGAGAAGCCCUUUCUUUGUGAGCUCUGUGGAACGAGAUUUAGCCAUAAGACAACUUUAAACACACACAUGAAAGUCCACACAGGACAGAAGCCUUUUGCCUGUGAGGUCUGUGGAACGAAAUUUAGCUUAAAGUCAGCUUUAAAUAGACACAUGAAAGUCCACAAAGGACAGAAGCCUUUUGCCUGUGAGCUCUGUGGAAAAACAUUUAUCCGAAAGACACAAUUAAACAGUCACAUGAGAGUCCACACAGGACAGAAGCCUUUAGCUUGUGAGCUCUGUGGAACGAGAUUUAGCCAAAAGACAACUUUAAACAGUCACAUGAGAGUCCACACAGGACAGCAGCCCUUUCCUUGUGAGGUCUGUGGAACGAGAUUUAGCCACAAUGCACAUUUAAAUUGUCACAUGAAAGCCCACACAGGACAGAAGCCUUUCGCCUGUGAGCUCUGUGGUAAGACAGUCAGCUUAAAGUCAACUUUAAAAAGUCACAUGAGAGUUCACGCAGGACAGAAGCCUUUUGCUUGUGAGCUCUGUGGAACGAGAUUUAGCCAAAAGACACAUUUAAACAGACACAUGAAUGUCCACACAGGACAGAAGCCUUUUGCCUGUGAGUUUGGUGGAAAAGAUUUAGCGAAAAGACAAAUUUAAACGGUCACAAAAGAGUCCAUGAAGGACAGAAGCAUUUUACUUCUGAGCUCUGUAGACGAAGAUUUCGCUGAAAGAAAACUUUAAACAAUCAUCUAAGCAUCCACUAGGGCUGAACGAUCUAUUGAAGGGGUCUCCAACCUUUUUUGGCCCGUGAGCUACUUUUACACAAACACAAUGAAAGUACAGCAGAGUUACUGCCAUAUGAUUUAUUUCCAUGAAGGUGCUUAUGUUAAACAUGCUAUACUUACUAUAUUAACAUGCAUUGUACUCACAAGUUGAUUUCUCUGUAUUUCAGUACAUCAGUAUAUAUAUAUAUA
Molecule: messenger RNA, 2284 nt
Organism: Nothobranchius furzeri (turquoise killifish)
Lineage: Eukaryota; Metazoa; Chordata; Actinopteri; Cyprinodontiformes; Nothobranchiidae
Source: RefSeq, a predicted model, not a curated record